This is a messenger RNA of Colletotrichum phormii, 830 nucleotides long. RefSeq lists its product as uncharacterized. The record is from RefSeq and is a predicted model, not a curated record. Lineage: Eukaryota; Fungi; Ascomycota; Sordariomycetes; Glomerellales; Glomerellaceae. Bases 214 to 624 code for a protein of 136 amino acids. The transcript has a single exon.
GAACCAGAAUUUUCUGUCUGUUUUCUCACCAUAGCCGAGGGUUUGAAUACAUUCUGGGGCUCUGAUUUCUCGACGUUGCUUAACCAUCUAUCCGCACGAGCUUGUCUUUUCUCUCACGUACGUUUCCCUUGUCAGCUAGAAGACUCGUCUUCAUUUGAACCUCGAUAAGCUUCGUUUCCCCUUCCUUCCAGUGUUUGAAGAAGCUAGUAAUCUAUGUCAACAAAGCCUGGGAUGCAGCUGUUUGCAUCGGUUGGCGCGUUGAUGUUUACCGAAGCACAUUGCGAAUUUACGACUUCCAGAGCCGAGCUGGGCCCCCUUUCGUCCGGGACGCACGGACCGUGUGGAAGACCGGCGGGUUCAAAAGGUGGGUCCUCCGGCCGGACGCACAGUCAGUCACGCAGAUGGGUUCCCGCAAUGGGGCCGGCUCCAACUUUGAAGAGAUUUGCGUUGCGUUGCGUUGCCGUGGAACUUUCCGUUGAAAAUUACUUGAACUCAGCAGUUGAUCUAGUCGCCACAAAGUCUGGUGCUUCUGGAAGUCUUGAAAAUUGGUUGUUUCCUUGCAGGGUACCUUGGCUGGCGAUGCUCACCCUAGACACCCGGCCAACGUUGAAGAUGCUGAAGUAGGUACGGAUACCUAAGGUAGUCUGGACUCUGAACACACGAGACCAGCCAGACUCGUGCAGGUGGAUACCACCACAGAAAAGGUUUUUCGGAAUCCAAGGAUCUUAAGACUCUUAGUGCGUGCAUUUGAUUACGCUUGCAAGAUAGUGCUUAUUCCCGCCGGACCCAAGUGGGGGGCCACAGGCAGGAGCUCACAUUCACUGAUUCAC